Messenger RNA from Syzygium oleosum, 2744 nucleotides. RefSeq names its product disease resistance protein RPV1-like. Gene Ontology annotation, molecular function: ADP binding. The coding region runs from base 228 to 2744 and encodes 838 amino acids. The transcript has 3 exons. NCBI's taxonomy places the organism in Eukaryota, Viridiplantae, Streptophyta, Magnoliopsida, Myrtales, Myrtaceae. Gene Ontology annotation, biological process: defense response. The record is from RefSeq and is a predicted model, not a curated record.
AUCAUGAGGAUGAUACAUACACACGACCAUGAAACAAAGAUUGUUGGAAUUCAUGGUAUCGGUGGCAUGGGAAAGACGACUCUUGCCCAAUAGUGUACAAUCAGUUUUCUAAUGAUUUUUCUAAUUGUUGCUUCCUUUCUAACAUAUGAGAAACAGAGAUUACGUGCUUGCAGAAUCAGCUCAUAUCAAACAUUCUGAAAAUAAGAUGGCCUGAUAUCAACAAUAUCAUGGAAGGAAAAAAGGUGAUCAAGGAAAGGUUAUGCUCUAAAAUGGUGCUUCUUCUACUUGAUGAUGUUGACGAAGCAAGUCAACUUGAUGCGCUCGUGCAGAAGCGUGAGUGGUUUGGCAAGGGAAGCAAGAUUAUCAUUACAACUAGAGAUCAAGGAAUUCUCAAUGUGCCUACACUUGUUGAUUGGACUUAUGAACUUACCAGUAUGGAUUUUGAUCAUUCUCUUCAACUUUUUAGCAAACAUGCCUUUAGAAGAGAUUAUCCCAUAGAGCAAUACAUCUUUCACUCCGAAAGAGCAGUAAAUAUCUGUGGCGGUCUUCCUUUAGCUCUUGAAGUUAUAGGUUCUCUUUUAUCUGGAAAAAGCAUAGAGGAGUGGGAUGCCACAUUAAAGGAGCUAGAAGAAUUUCCCCAUGAGGAUGUUCAAAGGAAGUUGAUGAUCAGCUUGAAGGCUUUAAAUGAAGACCAAAGAAAGAUAUUUCUGGAUGUGGCUUGUUUUUUCAUUGGGAUUGAUAAAAGAAUUGUGAUUUACAUGUGGGAAAGCUGUAAGUUUCUUCCUCAACAAUCUCUUAACACCCUCCAGCAAAGAUCUUUGAUAAAGAUUAGAGAAGAUAACCGACUGUGGAUGCAUGAUUGGUUAAGAGAUAUUGGAAGAAAUUUUAUACAACAAGGAAGCGGUAAGAAACCUGAGAAUCAACAAUGGGUGUGGAAUCACGCACAAGCAUUGGAGAUUUUGGAGAAAAUGCAGAUAGGAGAUGAUGUUCAUGGAAUUGGAAAUAUCGAAGCAAUAUGUCUCAAGCUUGUUGAAAUAUCUCAAUACUCCUUGAUAAAACAAUGCCUAGCUAGUCUUUCAAAUUUAAGGUUCCUUCAAGUGGAUAACAAAGACUUUGAUGGAAGAACAAAGUCUAUCCUUACUCAAGUGGGUGAUUUCCUAUGUUACCAGUGCUCAAAUUUUGUUCAUACCACAUUUGGCCCAUUUAUCCUUCCAGAAGAGUUGAGAUGGCUUUCAUGGAAUUACUUUCCUAAGGUUUUUACGCUGACCAAUUUCUCCAUGAGGAAGAUACUAAUCCUUGAUUUGUCAAUGAGUAAAAUCACGGAAAAAUGGGAAGGAUGGAGCCACAUCAAGCUGGCUAAGACUUUGAAGGUCCUAAAUCUGACUGGAUGCAUAAAAUUGCGUAAAACCCCGGACUUGUCUUUUCAUGUGAAUUUAGAGCGACUGAUUCUUGAAAGUUGUGAGAGUUUGGUUCAAAUUGAUCCAUCGAUUAGUCGACUUAAGAAGUUAGUCUUCGUGAGCUUGAAGGAUUGUUGUAAUCUCCGAGAGCUACCAGAUGAGAUGGGGGCACUGGAAUCUUUGGGGGAACUUCUUCUUGACUCUAGAGCUAUAGAAGAGAUCCUUGAAUGGAGAAGGAUGAAGAAACUGGAAGUUCUCAGCUUGGUCAAGUGUACAUUACUGAAUAAGUUCAAUUUCGUUGGUUGCACACCAUCAGUGGUGAAUCUUUCAUUAGUGGAUAGCCACUCGACUCAACCGCCUAAGUCGAUCGAAAAUUUCAAUUCACUAAUUCAGUUGAAUGUAUCGAGUUUGAAUAUGCAGGAGUUACCUGAAGUAAUUGGGAACGUGAAUAAUUUGAAAGUAUUAAAGAUGAGAUGCCCCUUGAGAAAACUACCUAGCGCCGUUGGAAUGUUGGAGAAACUCGAAGUGCUAGAGGCUUGGGGUACUUUUGCAGAAAUUCCUAUUAAUAUUGGGAAUCUACCAGUUCUGAAUAUUCUAUUAUUGGGUAGCCCUAGUAUUGUGGCGGUGCCUCGGCUUCCAGAAAGUCUAGUCAAUCUAUGUUGUAAAACCACCUCGAUGGAGACUUUGGCGAACUUCUCGAACCUAUUAAGUUUGAGAAAUUUGAGGUUGACUUUAUGGUUUAAUAUGGAGGGUCCUUCUAAACUUGAAGCAGUUCCAAGUGCUCGGUGGAUUGGAACACUAUGCAUGCCCGAGUUCUUGAACUUGUCUUCUCCUUAUAUUGCAACCAUAUCUUCCGAUCUCGUUCUCCUUUCUCAACUGAAGAAACUCAAGCUCCAGUGCCGUAAUUUGCAAUGCCUACCUAAGCUUCCGACAAAUUUGUCGUACUUAGGUAUCAAGCUUUGCCAAAGAAUUAAAACGACGAACGACCUUUCAAAUUUGAAAGCGUUAUCAGAUUUGGUUGUUGGUUGUGAUGAGUUAACAGAUAUUCGAGGCCUCGAAAGUUUGGAAAACCUGAGAACAUUAGAGCUCGUGGAACUUCCAUCAUUGUCGAAGGUGCCUGAUCUGACUAACUUGAGUAAGCUCAAGAAAAUUCAUUUGAAUGAUUGCCCUAAGCUUUUUGAGAUUCGAGGUGGUCCAGAAUCGUUGGAGAUACUUCACAUUGUGAACUGUUCAAAUCUGCAAAAGCUUCCUAAGCGAUCUAGCUUCAAGAAUCUCAAAGUUUGGAUUCCUGGAACUGAUCCAUGUCUACAAAAGAAUGUAAAAAGUCUUUCUUUUGUGUUGAAAUAA